AUGGGAGAGGCAGCAGCAGUUAUCUCUCAGGAUGACGGCAUUCCAUGCUCUCCUGCCAUCUAUUCCACCAAUGUCCUUGUUAAUGCUAAACGACCAACUGAAGUAUCCUCAAUAGAAGCUCAGCAGCCUUCCAUCUCCCAAGCAGCAACCAUUGAGGACCCAACUUAUAGGAGCACGAGGAUAGGGGAAGAUCCUACAGGAUUUGACGAGGACAGUUAUCCCUCUUGGUUAGAAAAUUCCUACGAUAAUAAUGAUCCUUGCCUUUCAAAUCCAUGCCGCAAUCAGGGAACCUGUGAAACAACUUCUUCAGGUUACCUCUGCCGGUGUCCUCGCCCAUUUAAUGGAAAGCACUGUCAAAAAGUAAAUGAUCCUUGUAAGAAAAGCACAUGCAAAAAUGGAGAAUGUGUUAUCCAGCCCAAUCCACCAUAUUAUAAAUGCAAAUGUAAACACCCAUAUGUGCAACCAUCAUGCAAAAGAGUAACCUCACCAUGUCGCCCCAAUCCUUGUAAAAAUGGAGCAACAUGCAGGGCUGGGAAGAAAGGAACCUUCACCUGCAACUGCCCAGGAUUAUUCAAAGGGGAACUAUGUGAAAUAGUGCCAAAUGAUUGUUACCAUGGUAAUGGUUUAUCAUAUAGAGGUCUUGUGAAACAAACUGAACGGGGGAAGACUUGCUUGCACUGGAGCUCUCACCUGUUGCUCAAGGAAGCCGUUGGUACUCACAUGGAGAAUCCCAACAAAUAUGGAAUUGGUGAUCACAACUAUUGCAGAAAUCCUGAUGGUGAUGAAAAGCCUUGGUGUUAUUUUAAGGAGAAACGUGAUAAAUUAAAUUGGGACCAUUGUGCCAUUUCUCCCUGCACUGCAGCACCUAAAACACAACCCCAACGGGAACCUACAGCCAGACCUGCAGCCCGAUCAACUGCCACCUCUCCUACCAAUGUGCGCUUUCAGUGUGGAGUACCAGAGGUCAGAGUAAUCAUAAGAAAAGUCUUUGGUGGAAAAAGGACAGUACCAGGAAAAUAUCCAUGGCAGGUAUCUCUACAGCUGAAAAACCGCAUUGGACUUUAUAAAUCGGGACAUCUGUGUGGAGGAACAUUGAUUAGACCAUGCUGGGUUCUCACUGCUGCCCACUGCAUUGUCCCACAGGCACAGACUAAAGAUUUCCGCAUACAGCUUGGCAAACAAGACCUUCAAAGGGAGGAAUCGCAUGAGCAGAACUUUGACGUUGAAAGUAUAACUGUCCAUGAAAAUUAUCAUGAGAGCUCUGUGGGAUUAUACAAUGAUAUUGCUUUGGUAAAGAUUAAACAAGUCAACGGUCACUGUGCCCAGGAAACUAAGUUUGUAAAAACUGCAUGUUUACCAGAGACUGAUUUUCAGCCUGGCACUGAAUGUCACAUUUCAGGAUGGGGCCAGACAGAAACAGAGGCAUCAUCCAAUCAGUUAUUGCAUACAAAUGUGAGACUGAUAUCUGAUCAACGCUGUAAGGACACUCGCUCCUAUGGAACCACAAUCAAUGACAGCAUGUUUUGUGCAGGAAACCUAGAUGGAAGUGUGGAUUCAUGUCAGGGUGAUUCUGGAGGACCACUGACUUGUGUGAAGGAUGGGCGUUACCAAAUCUAUGGAAUAGUGAGCUGGGGUGAUCGGUGUGGAGUGAAAAAUAAACCUGGUGUUUAUGUCCGUGUCACCAAAUUCCUUAAAUGGAUUAAAACACGAGCCACUUAG
Molecule: messenger RNA, 1719 nt
Organism: Carcharodon carcharias (great white shark)
Lineage: Eukaryota; Metazoa; Chordata; Chondrichthyes; Lamniformes; Lamnidae
Product: hyaluronan-binding protein 2-like
Exons: 12
Coding region: 1-1719 (572 amino acids)
Biological process (GO): proteolysis
Molecular function (GO): serine-type endopeptidase activity; calcium ion binding
Source: RefSeq, a predicted model, not a curated record